AUGGCUGAUCAGAUUUUGGCCUUGCCUACCCCCUACAGACCACAGAUCAUGCCCGCCUCAGCCCUCCCCCUCACCGGGCUCCACAUCGCUCCGAGGUCCCUGAGUUCCUCCAGUUCCGGCCUCUUGACCAACAUUCCUGAUUCCCAUUUGAGCUGUGCCUUCAGCUGCCUGGGCCCCGAGCCCCGGAAUCCUCUCCCUAAACUUCAUGUCCCUCCACGGAUCUCAAAACCAAAACUGGCCGGAGACACUCACCCCAGCGAGGGGAGGCUGGGGAUACUGCCACUCCCACCGAACUCCCUGCCCUCCCAAUUUCCAACUGGAUACAAAUGGGACGGAGCUGUCUUCCACGCCAGUUCUCCUGCUCUCUGCCUGCUGUUGCGGUGUGUCAGUGCCGGUGUGGUGGGCUUCCGGUUUCACAAGGGCUGGCUGGGCUGUGGGCUCAAAAAUGAGAGGCGGUCCUACUGCGACAUCUGCGAUUCCGAGACGGAGAUACCUCAGAUCAGGAGCACUGUGGCAGACGAGAGGAAUCUCUUCUCCCUGAUGGUGAAUCCUCGGAAUUCCCUGUCCCAGAGUCGCAGGAUUGGACCAGGAGCUGGCUGGCUCCCACACCACAGGGCAGGUGGCGGGAGCAGACCCACAGCACGAUGGCACCUCCAGAGGAGGCCGUCCGGCCCAUCGGGUCGGCCCUGGGACUGGCGAUGGCAGCCCUCUACCCUCCACACCCUCAGCGCGUCCCGCCGGCUCACGGUGCGGCGCCCAGCCCGCCGCGCUCCGACAGCCCAACAUUUCUUCCCCGUCCACGGCAUGUCCCGUCGCCCUGACGCCCUGUUCACAGAGAGACCAGAGCCCAGGGUUGGGAUCCCGGCGUGGGAGGGGGUCCAGGGGCGCCCCUUGUCACUGAGUCGGGACGUCCUUGCGACCCAGAGUCACCGGGACACGGUCAGGGCUCACCGCCACACAGCACGAUCCCAGAUGUCAUGGGACCCUCCAGAACCCCCGACCGCUCCCUCAGGAAUCCCCUCCCCUCCGUUACCCAAGCCCACCCAGCCCGGACUGCCGCCAGCCAGCGAGGGAGACGCGGGCGACACUUCGGAAGGGACGUUGCCAAGACGCUCCCAAUCAGUAGCUUGGCAGCUCUCUGCCGACCGACACGAGGACUGUCGGUGUCUAUAUCUGACCAUGGGUCCUUGGAAGCUACUGUCGGCCCUGAGUAUCCUCUCGGCUGCCUACGCUGACAUGUCGCUGUUUCAUUCUCGGGCACGGGUGAUGUCGGAGAGGAUACACAACACUUGCUUCUUCUGGGGCAGUGCCAAGGAUCCCAGCAUACUGUCCCUGGCCCAGAGCGGGAACGUGGCCAUACUCGAGAAGACACUGAAGACACACAAGCACAUCUACCAGUCGGAGUUCGACCUGAGGACCCUGGACCCUGAGGGGCUGGUGUUUUACGGUGACACAGAGGGAAGUGUGAACUGGUUCAUCCUCGGCCUGAGGAACGGCCGGCCAGAGAUCCAGCUCAGUAACCAAUACUGCCAAACCGUGGUCUCGUCCGGAGACGUCCUCAACGACGGCAGGUGGAGGACGAUAACUGUGCAGAGUGAUAGGAGAAACAUCAAGCUUCUGGUGGACGGGAAACCCUCCCUGAUCAUCACCGUUCUGCCCAACAUUGGCCUGGAGGGGAACCUGAUCGACAUGCGCAUCACCAUGGGACACCUUCUCAUCAACGAGUCCAGCCUCCUCAUCCCUCUCAAGGACCGAUUGGAUGCCUGUAUCACCAACUGGGAUUGGCUGCAGCAAAAUACCUCGUGGUUGGCUAAGGAGGUGGCCAGUAACCCCAACAUCCAAUGUCCAACCAACAUCAUGCCGGGAACCUUUUUCCCGGGAAUGGGAACGGCAACGUUCAAGACCAGCGGUUUCCAAAAUGAUUCAGAGUCCCAGGAGGACUGGUCUCUGAGGUUUGAGGCUCUGAUCCGUCCCUCCAAACACAGCGGGGUGGUGUUGGCCAUUUUGUCCCAGACCUACAUACCUCUGCUGCAGCUGGACUUUGUUCAGAAGAACAGGCAGGAGCAAUUCCGCCUGAAGCUCGGGGGCUCCACACUGGUUCAGCUGCCAGGGCCCAGUCUGCUGUGUGAGGGCCAGAGAGUCACCAUCAGCCUCUCCGCGAGCAAGGUCUCCCUACACAUCGGCGGCCAGAGCAGGAGCCGGCCCGUUACCCAGGACACCAUCGCCACACUGCGGACUGCCUGGUUCGACGGGGAAGCCCUGCUGUUCCUGGGGGGACUGCCAGCCCUGGACACACUGGGCUAUGAUUGGUUCUACUUCCAGGGCUGUAUGCAGGAGCUGAAGGUGCAGGGGGUGUCCGUCGACCUGAACCAGGCGUUCUUCGUGCACGAGGCCAUCUCCACCCACAGCUGCCCAGCUGUGAAAUUUAGCCAGUCACAUCAUCUGUGAGCACAGCAGCCACAAUCUUCAACCUCUCCCUAGUCUGUCUGCCUCCCCACUCUCGAUCACAUUAAAGUCUCUUGUGAAUGGA
This is a messenger RNA of Pristis pectinata (smalltooth sawfish), 2530 nucleotides long. RefSeq names its product sex hormone-binding globulin (gene shbg). Bases 1 to 2448 code for a protein of 815 amino acids. NCBI's taxonomy places the organism in Eukaryota, Metazoa, Chordata, Chondrichthyes, Rhinopristiformes, Pristidae. The record is from RefSeq and is a predicted model, not a curated record. The transcript has 12 exons. Gene Ontology annotation, molecular function: steroid binding.